GAAGCAUGAAUAAGGAAGUGUUGUUUUUUGUUUUUUUCGGCUGCCAGUUACAGCAGGUAUUUAACGAUAAACUGCAAAGUUGCAAGCAGAAAAAUAACUGUCAUGAGUGCAUUACGGACUCGACGAUGUGUGCUUGGUGCUCUGCUGAUAACUUGAAGCUUAGCGAUAGAUGUCAGCCAGCCGAUUCAGAAGACGCAAGAGCAUGCCCCGCAGAAUAUUCCCACAGCCCAAAGAGCAAUGUUGUAGUAGACGAUAAAGAUAAUCUCAACUUCUCCUCGGCUAACCAACACUCUAUACAAAUAAAACCACAAAGAAUCAAAAUGAAACUAAGAGUGGGAGAGCAAAAGAAAUUUUAUUUCUAUUAUAAAGCUGUUGAAAAUUUCCCCGUUGACUUAUAUUUUUUGCUCGAUGCUUCGAACACUAUGAAGAGAGUAAGAAACGACAUUUCCAAAAAAAGUAAAGAAAUAUACGAUGCAAUGUAUAAUUUAACAACCGAUAUUCAAUUAGGAUACGGAACCUUUAUAGAUAAACAUGUUUUUCCCUUUCAAAAUAAUAUGACAAGAAAAUGCUACUCAUUUAAGCAUAAUUUGAAUCUGACAUCCCAAUUAGAGGAAUUUCAAACAGCCUUAAGUGACACUAUUUUUGAAAAAAACUACGACUACCCAGAAAGCGGAUUGGAUGGCUUAGCACAAGUCAUGGCUUGCCAGAAUAGGAUUCAAUUCAGGAAACAAUCUAGAAAAGUAAUUAUAUUAAUAACCGACAGCCAUUCCCACCACGCUGGAGACGGGCAUAUGGCUGGAAUUAUAAAACCAUACGACGGCGAAUGUUACUUGAAUCAAGAGGGAUAUUAUACGAAAGAGAAAGAAAUGGAUUACCCUUCCAUUGGCAUGAUAAAUAAGCUGGCGGCUGAGGAUCAGUUUACCAUCAUUUUUGUGGUGACUUUGGAGUAUAGCAAACCGUAUCAAGUCCUAGCUGACGCAAUACCUGGAGCGCUCGUGUCGACCUAUGAUAAACGUACAAUUUCUGAAAAGUUGAAUAAGUUUUACAAGCACAUUAGUAAUAAUAUACUUCUAGAUGUAAACAUGUUGGCUGAAGACAAAGAUAAAUUCGCAAUUACGUUUGAUCCGGAUUGUAGCCAAAAAUACAGUUGCAAAGUUGUAUUGGGAGAAGAAUUGCGUAUAGAUGGACUAAUAAAAUUAAAAACAUAUUAUGGAAAAGAUAAUAUCACCGUACCUAUUGUACAGAAGGGAUUAAAAGAGGCUCUGAAUUUAGAUAUCCAAAUAAUUUCCAGAUGCGAUUGUGAAUUUCUGAAUCAUUCAAGCUAUCAAAUACAAUCAAGUUUUUGUAAUUCAGCCGGCGAUUUACAGUGUGGCAUAUGCAGUUGCAAUGAAAAUAGAAGCGGUCCAACAUGUGCGUGUAUCGAGAAUAAUUCUACGAGUGGACUAUCGGAGAACUCGACCCACUGCUUUGACGAAGAUGGCGCUGAGUGCAGCAAAAAUGGCAACUGCAUUUGUGGGGGCUGCAUGUGUAGGCCAGGAUUCGCUGGGCAGUACUGCGAAGUGCGAACCGACAAUUGCCAGAGAGACGACACCGGGGCGCUCUGUUCCGGCCACGGGAGGUGCUGGAACGGCACAUGUGAGUGCAUCAAGGGCUCGUGGGAGGGGGCCAAAUGUGAAUGUUCUAUGUCAAAAGAGCUAUGCAUGGACGAUCAUGAAAAUGUGUGCAACAACCGUGGCAAAUGUAAAUGCGAGAAAUGCAAAUGCGACCCAUUGCCUAAAUGGGACGUCCGCGACUACAAAGAUAAACAUUGUGGCUUAUGGUGCGACGAUUGCCACACACGACAGUGCCUCGCUCUCAUCGACUGUGUGGCAUGCUAUAACCAGAAGAACAGCACAGAAGACUGUCGGGUAGAAUGUGGCAAUAAACUGGCUAUAAUCACAGAUGCAGACCAGAGCAUUGAUAACGUUUGCGUGAAUGCUAGAGUAUCGUUUGGGUGCUACGCAAAUUUUUCGUAUUUUUACAACGAUGAUGAACAAGGAAUUGUCUUGUAUCGGCUGUCGGAGCCGAAUUGCAACGAGGAAUAUUACAAAUACGGCGCGAUAUCCCUCUUAAGCGCGCUAGUGGUGGGCCUCAUCAUCAUAUGGGGACUCAAGCUGCUGACUGACGCGCACGACCGCGCCGAGUACGAGCGCUUCCUGCGCACUGAUGACGAUGGCGAGGCCGUCGAGAACCUCAUCUACAAGCAGCCUACCAACGUGUUCCGGAACCCUAACUUUAAGAGGUCCUUUAGUUUCCGGUGAUUUUAUUGU
This is a messenger RNA of Cydia strobilella, 2309 nucleotides long. RefSeq names its product integrin beta pat-3-like. The coding region runs from base 6 to 2300 and encodes 764 amino acids. Gene Ontology annotation, cellular component: integrin complex; focal adhesion; cell surface. The record is from RefSeq and is a predicted model, not a curated record. The transcript is spliced from 8 exons. NCBI's taxonomy places the organism in Eukaryota, Metazoa, Arthropoda, Insecta, Lepidoptera, Tortricidae. Gene Ontology annotation, biological process: cell-matrix adhesion; cell migration; cell adhesion mediated by integrin. Gene Ontology annotation, molecular function: integrin binding.